Molecule: messenger RNA, 789 nt
Organism: Aureobasidium vineae
Lineage: Eukaryota; Fungi; Ascomycota; Dothideomycetes; Dothideales; Saccotheciaceae
Source: the annotation of a GenBank genome assembly
AUGUCGCAAACAACACACAAUGCAAUCUCCCGUUCUUGCGACGCGCACAAAGAUGGUCCUGACAACAAAAGACUGAAGAUAGACGAUGAGGAUGAAUUCCCUUAUAGUGAUCGCAUAACCAUUCUCCAGUCAUACGGAACCGUCGUUUCCCAUGUUCCCACCAGCGAAUUCGAAAAGAUCAUCGUACAAAACACAGGCGUCCACGACGAUUACAGAGGAGCCAGCAUCCAGACUCACAACUUCAAUGUGGAAAAGCCUCUUGUCAGGUUCCUCGCUCACUGGAUACAUCACCGAGACUCGGAGGAAGCAAUCACGGCCACCAUGAAUCGCCAAACCCAGAGAAGACAUGGAGUCCUCGACGAAGAGUGGCUAGACUUCCUGAUCAAAGUCAUGAACUUUUGUGACGACCCAAAGAAGUUUAUCAGCGAUAUCACCGACUCUCUUGUUCACAAUUUCAUGUUCUUGCUAGACAGCGGCGAUCGCUGCCACAUCAAGCAGAUGUACAGUAUCUGCAAAGCUUGCUGCAAAACCCACGCUCUCAUCCGCAUCUUCGCCAACGAAUUUGUUUACUGCGACAAGGAAUUCUUGAUGCGAACUCCUCGUUGCCGUUAUGACUGGGCGGUUCAGAAACACAUGCAGGGAUGGCUGGCUGACGUCUUUUGUCACAACAAAGACUGGAACAGACUUCCAUCAGAUCUCCGAAAUCAGUCCUAUGGAACUUGUUUUCAUCAUGCUCAUGGUAAAGAGAAAGACUGCUAUGUCAGUGGAAGAAUCAUCGAUCGUGGCUAA